CUCAAAGCCAAGACAAUUGACCAAGACGUCGCUGUUUGCCAAGCAUGCUGGCGGAUAUUGCCGGCUCCGUCGUAGAGCUCACUAGUACGCCGCCUUCACGAUGUCCGAGCAAAGUCAACUGCUUCUCUGCUCACUGCACAGCUUGCUAAUUGACCUCCCCUUGCAGGACGGGCUUCUGAGGGAUCGGAUCCUGAGGGUCACGACUCCUCAGAGCAGGAGGUCUUGUCAUCAUGGGCUCUCUUCAUCCUGAUCAUGCUACUCAUAGUGGCCUUCUUUACGAGCUAUAUUCUCCAGCAGAGGAAGGUCACCGCGGUGCAUGAGACCGUCAUCUCCAUCUUCGCAGGAAUGACCGUUGGCCUGAUUCUUCGGGUGACCGACGAUUCGAUCCGAGACAUUGUCAGCUUUGACUACCAGAUCUUCUUCAACCUCCUCCUCCCACCCAUCAUCCUCUCCUCGGGCUACGAGCUCCACCAAGCGAACUUCUUCCGAAACAUCGGGACGAUCUUAACCUUCGCCUUCGCCGGUACCUUCCUGUCUGCAGUCGUCAUCGGCCUCAUCCUAUGGCUCUACACUCGUAUCCCGCUGGAAGGGCUGAGCAUGAACUGGAUUGACGCCAUCUCCGUGGGCGCGACUCUCUCCGCGACGGAUCCCGUCACGAUCAUGGCCAUCUUCAACUCGUACAAGGUUGAUCCGAAGCUCUACACCAUCAUCUUUGGCGAGUCGAUCCUCAACGACGCCGUCGCCAUCGUCAUAUUCGAGUCCGCGCAGAAGGCGAAGGCAGGGGGUGGUCAUACUCUCGGGUUUUUGGGCCUCCUCUGGGCUAUCUGGAUCUUCUUGAGGGACUUCUUCGGCAGCUUGAUCAUCGGAGCUGGCGUGGGGAUCUUGACCGCUCUAGUGUUGAAACACACAUACGUCCGUCGCUAUCCCAAGAUCGAGACCUGUCUGAUCAUUCUCGUCGCCUACGCGACCUACUUUUUCUCUCAGGCCAUUCACAUGUCUGGAAUCGUGUCACUGCUAUUCUGCGGUAUCACGCUCAAGCAUUACGCAUACUUCAACAUGUCGAGGCGCACGCAGCUGACGACCAAGUAUUUGUUCCAAGUCCUCGCCCAGCUCUCCGAGAACUUCAUCUUCAUCUACCUGGGUCUCUCCCUCUUCACCGAUGACAACCUCCAGUACCAGCCGCUCCUCAUCAUGGUGACCGUAGUCGCCGUCUGCGCGGCGAGGUGGGUUGCCGUGUUCCCCCUCUCGCGGGCGAUCAACUGGUUCAUCCGCUACCGCGCCCGCCGCCGCGGGAGGGAACCGACCGGCGAGCUGCCCUACAACUACCAGGCGAUGCUGUUCUGGGCCGGCCUGCGCGGGGCCGUCGGUGUCGCCCUCGCGGCCCUGCUGACGGGAGACGACAUCAGGGCCCUCAAGGCGACGGUGCUCGUCGUGGUCGUGCUGACGGUGAUCAUCUUCGGCGGCACCACGGCGCGCAUGCUCGAGAUCCUCGAGAUCCGCACUGGCGUUGUCGACGAGAUCGACUCGGACGACGAGUUCGACAUCGAGGCCAUCGGCGGCGGCAGCUACUACAAGCGCACCGGCGGCGGCACCGCCAUCGGCUUCGGCCCCCGCCCGACCCGCGGAUCCGCCCUCUCGCUGGGCAGCAUCCCCGCCCCCGCCGCCACGGGCCCCAGCCCCAACGGGAGGCGGCCGGGCGGCAGCCGCGACAGGCGCGCCGAUCCCAGCGGCUGGGCGUCGGGCCACCGGUCGCCCAACACGGCCGGGCGCCCCGUGAGCCUCGGCAAGAAGGGGUCGUUGGCGAGGGUCGCGACCGGAGACGACCUGGAGAGGUCGGAGCUGCUCGGGCCGUCGUCGGGCAACACGACCGACUCGGACUUUGGCAGCGAUAUCGACAUCGACACCUCAGACCUGCCGCCGCCGGCCCCGCGCCGGCGGUCCACCACCCCACUGUCGCGCAGUGGUGUUGGUGGUGGUGUUGGUGGCGAUGACGUCGCCGACGUCAACGCCAGCAGUCCCCUCUCGGGAGGCGACGGGCAGCCCAUCACGGCCACGGCGGCCAUCCGCCAGCUGUUCCGCACCGAGGACCCGUCUGCGCUGUUCAGGCAGCUGGACGAGGACUAUAUCAAGCCGAAGCUUCUGCUUGAGGGGAGGAACGGGAACGGGAACGGCGGGGAGGGUCCGAGUUGAUUUUUUCUUCCCUUUCCUUUCCGUCUCUGUUGGGCUUGUAGAGAUCGCUGUAUUAGAUCUUUUUUUUCCCCCUCUUCUCUUUUCCAUCUUGGCCUCGAAAUGUUCCUGCGGCGUGAGAACUAAUCCAGCCUGUUCUCUGCUUGGCUCCCCGCGGUUUAUGCUGUGUACGUCAUCAGGGGCUCGGAAAAGGUACCUAGGGGUCAUAAGCGGCGUUUUCCCCUUUAAUGACGGGUCGAGAUACUGGGGAUGAGCGACGUAUGUAUGU
Molecule: messenger RNA, 2455 nt
Organism: Phialemonium atrogriseum
Lineage: Eukaryota; Fungi; Ascomycota; Sordariomycetes; Cephalothecales; Cephalothecaceae
Product: Sodium/hydrogen exchanger family-domain-containing protein
Exons: 4
Coding region: 253-2190 (645 amino acids)
Biological process (GO): sodium ion transport; potassium ion transmembrane transport; proton transmembrane transport
Cellular component (GO): late endosome; early endosome; fungal-type vacuole membrane
Molecular function (GO): sodium:proton antiporter activity; potassium:proton antiporter activity
Source: RefSeq, a predicted model, not a curated record